UUCAUCGUCGACGUUCCGCCAGUUCGUGAUUGUUUAUCAUCACGAUCAAUCGGUUUAACGAGUGGGGUGAAAUGGGGGAUGAAAAAUAUUGUGUUAUUCGCCUCUGGAAUAUGUGCCAGCGAUAAUUUUCGCUUUCCUCAGUUGACGGCUUCGGUCGACCGAAUAAAAAUUGUGAUGACGACGAAAUAAUUGAAAUUCGAGUGGAUAAAAUCGUUUUAUUUCCAGUGAAUUGUGCAGUUCAGUGACGAAACUGUGAUUUUAUCGUCGAUUUCCCUGAAGAUCCGGUUCACCCCUCGUUGAACCGCAGGCCAUCGGGUGAUAAUCCAGUGAAAAGAAAAGCUGAAAAUUCAUUUAAAUAUCCGGACGAGACGAAAGAGAUCGCGAUGUUGAUGUACAAUCGUGUUUUCCUUAUUUCCACUUGGAGAGAGUGACAUUUGCAUUUACCCCAGAAUGCCGUCUCCCUCAGCAGCAGAAAAUCUUGUUACUCACAUUCGCGAUUCCUAUACCCAACGUCUCACUUCCCUCCACCUCAUCCUCAUAUCAGACCCAUACCAAGUCGGUUGAUUUCUUUAACAUUGAGAAUCCUGGGAAAACCAUGAAAGCUUUAUGAUCCCAACACAAAUGCCAGGAUUUUCCAUUUGCAUUGAGCCAAAGUGCAGGAGGAUAGAAUGCACCAGACGAGAGCCAAGUGUUUCCAAUAACUGGUGUUUUAUCCUCUCGAAAGACUAGAGAAGAAGAAAACCUUGAAGAAGUUGUGCUCCACUUCCUUUCACCGAAGACGAGAGAAGUUUCUCAUUUUUCUACCGAGACGACCGCAUCAAACAGCCGGCUACCGCUGACUACCCCACGACCUGAGAGAACCUGGGGGACAAGACACGAUGAAAGAGAGGAUCAGAAGACUCUCGUAGGUCGUGUCCGGGCCCCUGACCCGUCCAACAAUGACUGAGGUCUCGUGACGCCCCGGGAUUGACCUGUUGACCAAUCAGACCACCCCACAUGCCCCGGAGGAACCCCCCAAGACCGCGAACCAGUCGUCCCUUACGACCGACUCCCACGGGGUGAUGAUCCUCGCUGAAGAAGAGGAUAAGUCGGGUGGGGGAGGAAUCGAUCCGCCGACGAGGGGUUGGAACACGACUGAAAUUGAAUGAUAAAGAGUCGACAAGUUACAGAUGUUGGACUAGGUAAAGGCUAACGGGGUCGAGGGUGAUGUAUCGUGGGUACGCGACUUGCCUCGAUGACCGGGUACCAACGAGCAUGAAGCAGACGUCGAGUGUGGGGAUCUUCGAUGUUGCUAUGGCACUAUUCGGUAUGGUUUGGCUACUGCGCGUUAGGUCUGAGAUGCGUCGGUGUUCGAAGUGUAAACGUGAUGAAAUUGUGACAAAUCAACAUCCGCAUCAUGAUCAUCAUCAUCGAGGACAACAACAGAAUCGUCCAGCUUCGAGUUUACUGCAGACACCGGAAGAUGGACUGACGAUGUCGUCGGCUAAUACACUUUUCACACUUGAUACACCGGGAACUACUGGACCGGCCGGAAGUUACUGCGAAGUUCAUGGCUAUGUUGCACCGAAAGAAGAUAUCCAAGAAUUCUACGAACUGACACUCCUCGACGAGUCGAAAUCGGUCCAGCAGAAGACAGCCGAGACGAUCAGGAUUGCGGACAAAUGGGAGGCAAGUGAUGGUCCAAUAACACCAACAUUCACCCAGAACGACGGUGGCCCAGCUUCCGCUUUCCCGCUGACCCAGACACUAUUGAACAUUUAUAGCCGCAGGUCAGCCAGCCCUGAUGUUCCUGGUGACCACAAUCAGAAAAUAUACUAUCCGAGGGACGCCACAAGGGGGGUAGAGGAUCAUCUUCCUCCCCCUCCAUCCCCACCGCUCUUGAAAGACGCUGUCCAGCUCGAUGGGGUCUCCAGACCCAAUUCCGUGGAGAGGGUUCUUCACACCGAUACGACCCAGAAUAUUCAGGAUAAGCACGAAAUUGUUAACAAGAGUCAUGACAGUUGGCAGGGGCAUGAUGGCGACCAGGCACAUACACCACUACUCGCUACGGACACUCGACAUGCAAAUGGCGACGAUGAUUUUGAGUACGAGGAAAUCAUAUUGGAGCGCGGUGGUGCGGGACUUGGAUUCAGUAUCGCUGGUGGGACUGACAAUCCUCAUAUUGGAAAUGACACAGCAAUUUAUAUUACAAAACUUAUAUCGGGUGGGGCAGCAUCGGCGGACGGACGUUUGCGGGUCAAUGACACAAUACUACAGGUGAAUGAUGUUACGGUCGUCGACGUACCACACGCGACGGCCGUUGAUGCACUCAAGAAAGCUGGUAAUACGGUUAAAUUGUACGUCCGGAGACGGAGAAAUUCCACAUCUCACCUGGUGGAAAUUGAACUUAUCAAGGGCAACAAGGGCCUGGGGUUCAGUAUCGCCGGGGGAAUUGGCAAUCAGCACAUACCCGGUGAUAAUGGAAUUUACGUGACAAAAAUCAUGGAGGGGGGAGCUGCACAGGUUGACGGUCGGCUCAUUGUCGGCGAUAAACUGGUGGCUGUGCGGAACGCCCUGGGGGAAAAAAAUCUGGAGAACGUGACGCACGAGGAGGCGGUGGCGACGCUGAAGGCCACCCAGGAUCGAGUGGUCCUUUUGGUGGCUAAACCGGAGGGGAUAAUACCACCCCCACCCCCUGCAUCGGAUCAUUCAUUGUCGCCACAACCCCGUAAACAAAAUGGUUCGGUAUCAGCCCUUGAGAAUUCCCUCGUCUACUCCCAGGAGUCACGUCACGCUUCAUCCCUCGCCCUUCAGGGUAAUCAAACCCCUAGAGCUGUAUCACAGGAGGACAUCUCCCGAGAAGUGCGCACAGUCUUGUUGAAUAAGGGAACAUCGGGGUUGGGAUUUAAUAUUGUUGGGGGUGAAGAUGGUGAGGGUAUUUUCAUCUCAUUUAUCCUAGCGGGUGGGCCCGCUGAUCUUAGCGGUGAGCUGAGGAGGGGCGAUCAGAUACUCAGUGUCAAUGGAAUUAAUCUCAGGACUGCAACACACGAGGAGGCAGCUGCAGCCCUUAAGGGGACCGGACAAACUGUCACAAUAGUCGUUCAGUACAAACCGGAGGACUACAACCGAUUCGAAGCGAAGAUUCACGAUCUCAAACAACAGAUAUCUCAACAGAAUAUGACAACAGGCACCCUCAUGAGGACCUCACAGAAAAAAUCACUCUACGUCAAGGCCCUCUUCGACUACGACCCUAACAAGGACGACGGUCUGCCGAGUCGUGGCCUGGCCUUCCGCUACGGCGAAAUCCUCCACGUGACAAAUGCGAGUGAUGACGAGUGGUGGCAAGCGAGAAGAGUCACACCCCAGGGGGAUGAAGAGGGGUUGGGUAUAAUUCCAUCGCGCAGGAGGUGGGAGAGAAAGCAAAGGGCUCGAGAUCGUUCUGUCAAGUUUCAAGGUCACAUGCCCGUUAUAUUGGACAAACAAUCGACAUUGGACAGAAAGAAGAAGAACUUCUCCUUCAGCCGUAAAUUUCCCUUCAUGAAAAGCAAAGACGACAAGUCCGAGGAUGGAUCCGACCAAGAACGGUCGCCCACCACACCCGAGAAUGAAAACGAUCCCACUCCGUUUAUGCUGUGUUAUACCCAGGAUGACACCAACACCGAAGGAAGUAAAGAAAUUUUAUAUCGCGUUGAACUACCCUAUAUGGAAGAACUCACCCUUGUUUAUCUGGAAAAGGACGACGAUGAUAAUGUUGAUGAACUCAGUAGCGAGGAGAAUGUCCUGUCGUACGAGCCAGUUCAGCAACUCACCAUUCAAUACACUCGCCCGGUGAUUAUUUUGGGCCCACUGAAGGAUCGCAUCAACGACGAUUUGAUAUCGGAAUUUCCGGAUAAAUUUGGCAGUUGUGUGCCACACACGACGAGAAGCAAAAGGGAAUACGAAGUCGACGGUCGUGAUUAUCACUUCGUCGCAUCCAGAGAACAAAUGGAACGAGACAUUCAGAAUCACUUGUUCAUCGAAGCUGGACAAUACAACGACAAUCUCUACGGCACCUCCGUAGCUUCAGUUCGUGAAGUCUCUGAAAAGGGUAAGCACUGCAUCCUCGACGUGAGUGGGAAUGCAAUCAAGAGGUUACAAGUGGCCCAAUUAUACCCAGUGGCCAUCUUCAUUAAGCCGAAGUCGGUGGAGUCCGUGAUGGAAAUGAACAAGAGGAUGACCGAGGAGCAGGCGAAGAAGACGUACGAACGUGCCCUGAAGAUGGAGCAGGAAUUCGGUGAAUAUUUCACUGCUGUCGUUCAGGGCGACACCCCAGAGGACAUUUACCUCAGAGUCAAGGAAGUCAUCAACGAGCAGUCUGGACCCACCAUCUGGGUGCCAUCACGUGAUCAGCAACUGUGACGUCCUGCCCCCCAUGGCCAGGCCAGUCCCAAUCCCUGGACACUACCCCCGAGGCGUAACGAGUAGAUCACAAGGGAAAUUUUCCAUAAAUUUCCAUAAAAUAAUACAAAAAAAAAUUAUGGAAAAAUAUUCAGCGAAUAUUUGGACAACUUUCGACAUUUUCCUGCGCCUUCAACCCCUUCCCACCCCCUCUACGGUAAUUAAUACCUAAUUAGCACAAUUAUUUGAUGGAGGCUCGUGUGCGAAUAUCUCUCGUCGCCUCAAGGAAAUUGAACGAAUGAUAAUCUCAAGAUAAUAAUAAUAAUGCGACACGUUAAGGUAAUUUACCCCUCGAUAUGAUGGACAUUUUAGGGGUUGAUUAUGUUGAAAAAUGGAUUUUCGAUGAAAUUAUUGACGUGCGAUAUUUUAAGAUGAUUUUUCAUCAUUUGUUUUAAUGAUUUAAGGGAUGAAAAGUGGGGAUUUCGAUGAUCUGAGGGCUUUGACGGGUGAAUUAUCGAUAAAUUAAGGGGAUGGAAAUUUUUUAAAUUGACAACAAUCGAUUUAUCGAUCGAUUCAUCAUUUGUUUAUCGUAAUCUGUCAGGUAAUUUAAUAAAAAAAAUGUAUUUAUUGUAUGGGAAACGAGUCGUUGGGAGAAAUGACAGGAAAAUAUUAAUGAUAAUUAACGUUUUUUCUUAAUUAAUCCGGACAAAACCCUCACAUCGAUAUCUGGGUAAUCGAUAAAUCGAUCGAAUUGUUUUCAGUCCAUUUUAAUUAUCGAAUAUAAACACAAAAAUGUAUUUUUAAUGUACUUAAAUGAGUGAAUUUUAAUUAACUUAUCCCUGUUAGCGAUGGAGAUGUCAUUAAUUUUCAAGUUAAUUAAGUUGAUGAUUAAAUAUUUUUAAUUUCAAUCGAAAGAGAAGUAAGAGAAUGAGGUCAAUGAAUGAAUAAACAUGAAUAUAUUAACUCGA
Molecule: messenger RNA, 5324 nt
Organism: Diachasmimorpha longicaudata
Lineage: Eukaryota; Metazoa; Arthropoda; Insecta; Hymenoptera; Braconidae
Gene: dlg1
Product: disks large 1 tumor suppressor protein-like
Exons: 23
Coding region: 1207-4377 (1056 amino acids)
Biological process (GO): establishment or maintenance of epithelial cell apical/basal polarity; embryo development; cell-cell adhesion
Cellular component (GO): basolateral plasma membrane; neuron projection; postsynaptic density membrane
Molecular function (GO): kinase binding
Source: RefSeq, a predicted model, not a curated record